AUGUCUCAUGAAUAUUGUCAAGAGGUACUUAACGAUUUUGAAAAAUUACUCACAACUGAAAUAGGUUUUGACGUUAUUAUUUAUGCUGGUGAAAAUGAAAAUGUGAAAGAAUUGCACGCACAUUCAAAUAUUCUAUGUACCAGAUCACAAUAUUUUUAUGCAGCAUUCUUUAAUGAAUGGGCCGAAAAAAAAGAUGGAAAAUUUAUUUUUAAUAAACCUAACAUACCUCCUAAAUUAUUUAAUGUUAUACUAAGAUUUAUUUAUUGUGGUAAGAUUAAUUUGACAAAUUUACAAAUUUCUGAAGUAUUGAACCUCUUAAUAUCAGUUGAUGAACUUAAUAUUCAAUCUUUAAUCUCUUAUAUUCGAAACUAUUUGAUUCAAAACGAAGAUAAGUUUUUAAAACAGAAUCCUAUUGUAAUUCUUGAAACAGUUUAUCAACAUGAAUCAUUCACAGAUUUUUGGAAUUAUUUUUUUGAAAUCAUUUGUGAAGAACCUAAAAUACUAUUUGAUUCUGAUAAAUUUAUCAGUAUAAAGAUACCUUUAUUGAAAUUAUUUUUAGAAAGAGAUGAUUUAAAUUUGGAAGAAUGUAUUAUUUGGGAUAGUUUAUUGAAAUGGGGCCUUGCACAAAAUCCUUCUAUUUCACAUGACAUCACAAAAUGGAGCAAAGAAGAUAUUAUAAUUAUGGAAAAAACAUUUCAUGAAUUUAUCCCAUUAAUAAAAUUUUAUUGUAUUUCUUCGGACGAGUUUCUUGAAAAAGUAUAUCCCUUUAAAGAAUUACUACCGAAAGAUUUGAUUGUUGACCUCGUGAGGUUUCAUACUGCACCUAAAAGAUAUGAUUCAACAAUAAUUAAACGUAAACAAUUUGCUAUUUUGGCUAGUUGGAUUGAUAAGAAAGAAAAAUCACAUUAUGGUGUAAGAAAUAUUCCUUGUUAUUUCAAUUUACUUUAUCGUGCUAGUAGGGAUAGUUUUUCACCCGCAGCAUUUCACGUUGAAUGCGAUAAUAAAGGUGCAACUAUUGUUGUUGCAAAAAUUACAAAUUCAGAACGAAUAGUUGGAGGAUAUAAUCCACUUCAAUGGGAUUCAAGCAAUACAUGGAAGGCUACAAUCGAUAGUUUUAUAUAUUUAUUUACGGACAGAAAUGAUAUAGAAACUGCAAAUGUAGGUUAUAGUAAUGGUAAUCAAUAUUCUAUUAGAAAUCUUUCUGAUCAUGGGCUAGCGUUUGGUGGUGGUUGUGAUUUGUAUUUUAAUAAUGAUGGUAAUUGGCAUAGUGGAAAUAUUUCUUAUGAUUAUAAUAAUUCUUACCCCAAAAUUGAAGGAAUACCGGUAAGGUUUAAAGUAGAUGAUUACGAAGUAUUCCAAAUUAUUAAAAAUCAGGAUUGA
Molecule: messenger RNA, 1380 nt
Organism: Rhizophagus irregularis DAOM 181602=DAOM 197198
Lineage: Eukaryota; Fungi; Glomeromycota; Glomeromycetes; Glomerales; Glomeraceae
Source: RefSeq, a predicted model, not a curated record